Cicer arietinum (chickpea) is the source of this 702-nucleotide messenger RNA. The record is from RefSeq and is a predicted model, not a curated record. Lineage: Eukaryota; Viridiplantae; Streptophyta; Magnoliopsida; Fabales; Fabaceae.
AUGAUAUCUGCUUUUGCUGAGAGAUGGCACACAGAGACUAGUUCAUUUCACCUGCCAUUCGGUGAAAUGACUAUUACUCUUGACGGCGUCAGGGGUCUUUUGAGCAUCCCGUGUACUGGAGAUUUUUUCACACCUCCCGCAAAUGUCAAUGAAGAUUUGGCAAUUGCUGCUGUUGUUGAGUUGUUGGGGGUUACAUAUGAUGAAGCUGUCAUUGAGACUAGGACCAAUAGAGGGGCAUCAUAUAGUUUUGAGUGGUUGAAAGAGGUAUUUUUUAAGAAACUUCAUGAACGAAGAAAUGACUGUGCAGCUAGGGCAUAUCUACUUCAUUUGGUAGGAUGUACCAUUCUUGCAGAUAAAAGUUUUACACUUGUAUCUGCAAAAUAUCUCUUUCUGUUUCAAGAUCUUGAUAGUUGUGGUAAAUGGGCAUGGGGACCGGCUGCACUUGUUGUGCUAUAUGACUAUCUUAGAGAUAGUACAUUGCCUGCAACCAAACAGAUUGGAGGAUAUUUAUCUUUAUUUCAGACUUGGAUUUAUGAACAUUUUCUUGAUAUUUGUAAAUGGGAUAUGGAUAAACAUAUUUCCUCGAUGCCACGGAUGUUUCGUUGGACUGCAAAACAAACAUCUGGGAAUGUUGCAUAUUACAGGGCAAAGUUGGAUGCUUUGAGGGAAUACAGAUAUUAUUUGGGCACCAGAUUACGAUGA